AUGCGGUAUAUGGUGCACCCGGAGCUAUCGAUCAAGGAGCGAGCCUGCUGGUCAGUGAUGGUGAUCCUGUCGCUCGCUUGCUGCAUCGUCGGCAUCGUCAUCGCUCACGAACGGUGGAUGGAGAAGCCGCUCAUCGUGAGCUUUUCACCGUCGUCGAACCCCGUCUGGAAGAUGCCCUUCCCGGCCAUUACGAUCUGCCCGCAGACGCGCAUCGACGCCGAUCGAUUUAACGUGACCGAAGUGUUCCUGAGGUUGCGGCGGAAUCACUCCCUGCUCAGCGACCAAGAGUGGGUCCGGUUGCGUGCCCUUUCGCAUGUCUGCUCCACGGUCAUGCGCAACAAUGAGAACUACAGCACGGGAACGGCUGCCGAUACGGUGUCCGAGAACGAUGUGGUGCCCGAGCUGAUGAAAAUCUCGCUACCGCAGGACGAUCUCUUUCGGGCGUGCAUGUGGAGCUUCAACUUUCGACCGUGCCAAUCGCUGUGGGCCCGCAAGGUCACGGAGAACGGCAUCUGUUACAGUUUCAACACGCUGUCGGGCGAGGAGCUAUACACCGACGAUCAAAUGUUUCGUGAGGAGCAGUUCAACACGGAUCUGGCGAACAACUAUAUGUUGAAGACGACGCAUGCCAGCCUCAUCCAGAGCACCGGGUGGACCAUGGAGGAUGGUUACACCACCAACGAGGACCUUCUGGCGUACCCAAGACGAACGGCCAGUGGCGGUUUCAAGGGAGGAAUACUUGCACUGCUUGAAACCGACGCGAAAGACCGAGAGUACAUCUGCUCCGGCGCCCAACAAGGCUACAAAGUUACGAUCCAUGCGCCGGACGAGAUUCCGCGGCUCAGCGAGUACAACAUCCGAGUGCCACCGAUGCAGGCCGUAUCCAUCAUCAUCAAGCCCCGCAUGAUGACCACCCAGAAGAGCCUUCAUCGUCAUCCGGCUUCUAUACGCCAGUGUUACUUUUCGGAUGAACGCAGCCUGCGGUUCUUCCGAGUCUACAACGAGCAGAACUGCGAGUUCGAGUGCCUCGCCAACUACACGCUAAAGUUGUGCGGUUGUGUCACGUUCGCGAUGCCGCGGACGAACACGACCCGGGUUUGUAGGGCCCACGAAAUACACUGCUAUAAGGACGCGGCCACCAAGCUGAUGGAACUGGGCGGCCUGAUGCUCGAGGAAGGCGACGGGGAACUGUGCGGUUGUCUGCCCGCCUGCACAACGAUCAAGUACGAUGUGGAGCUAUCAAACGAUUGGCUCAACCUGGACCAGAUGCUGAGUUCGCUUGCCAAUACUGGUCCCGAUCGGGAGAGCGCCGAACCGAUGAUGCUGUACGUUUACUUCAAGGACAACAAAUUCCUGUACACCGAGCGCGUCGAGUACAUGACGUUCAACGGUGGGUUGGCUAGCUUCGGCGGCAUUCUGGCGCUACUGGCCGGUAUGAGUCUCAUCAGUCUGGCCGAGAUGGUCUACUAUCUAGCCGUUCGACCGCUGUGCCUCUGGAUGGGCUCGCGUCUCGUCUGCCGCUGCACGGUCAAGGUUGCCGAAGUAGCUACACACGAGGUGCAGCUGCGCCCUAGUGACCACCGAGUGCAUCCCGUACGACCUUGGAUCCCAUAG
This is a messenger RNA of Anopheles cruzii, 1614 nucleotides long. RefSeq names its product pickpocket protein 28-like. Gene Ontology annotation, molecular function: ligand-gated sodium channel activity. The coding region runs from base 1 to 1614 and encodes 537 amino acids. The transcript has 5 exons. NCBI's taxonomy places the organism in Eukaryota, Metazoa, Arthropoda, Insecta, Diptera, Culicidae. Gene Ontology annotation, cellular component: membrane. The record is from RefSeq and is a predicted model, not a curated record. Gene Ontology annotation, biological process: sodium ion transmembrane transport.